AUUACAAACACGGCACCCAGAGGUCGCGGCGGCUACCCUCGUUUCUUCGCUUUUGGGUCUUCUCGGCUUCCGCGUGGAUUGAUCUUGGGAUCUUUUUUUUCGGAAGCCUCAGCCCAAUAUGUAUCGCACGGCGCUUAGGACAGCGCCCAGCGCUUUGCGCGCCCUCAAACCUACAACGCUCGCCUCCGGGUCCCGGCGGCUUAUGUCCACGGCCCCGGCAAGGAAGAAGGGGACAUGGAAGGGUACCGCGCUACGAUGGGGUCUCGCGACCUGGGCCGUCUACUUCUACAACACGAGUCCUAUCUUCGCAGAUGAGCUGCCACCCCCAGUAGGGCCCGCGCCCCCUCACUUCUCUGAUUCCGACCUUCCCACCAUCGAUGCCAUGAUCGAGGAGAAGCGGCGACAAGCCGCCUCCGCCCCCCCACCUCCGCCACCGGCACAGGAGCCUGUAACAGUAGCAGCGAAGACAGCCGCCGACAUCCCUGAGAUGCCGGUAUCCGAAGACGCGAAGCCGACCAAGGCUGAGGCUGCCCCGGCUGCCGCGCCGGAACAAGAGCACGAGCCUGGCUCGCCCGAGGCCCUCGAGCACGAAGCCACGCAACAAGGCGCCUUCGACCCUGAGACCGGCGAGAUCAACUGGGACUGCCCGUGCCUUGGCGGCAUGGCCCACGGGCCGUGCGGCGAGGAGUUCAAGGCCGCCUUCAGCUGCUUCGUCUACUCUAAGGAGGAGCCCAAGGGAAUGGACUGUAUCGAGAAGUUCCAGCACAUGCAGGAUUGCUUCCGGAAGUACCCCGAGGUCUAUGGCUCUGAGCUAGCCGAUGACGACGAGGAGGCUACGCCUGCUGAGGAAGGUGCCCAGGCGCUCACGAAGACAAACGAGAACCCGACCACGGCCAGCACAGAGUCUUCAGCCGCAUCAACCGAGAAGACGGCUCCUCAACCGCCCGCGACCAAGGAUGAGGUUAUUCUGAAGAAGGCUGUUGACGCGACGGAUGCGAAUAAGGGCAAGGAGCAAUAAACAUCAACGGCUCCAUACAAAUUCGAGCCAUACAACCUGGCGUAAUGGGACGGGGGAAGCAGUAUAUUCGGUGUUGGGGUACGGCGCCGGCGUGGGUUUCCCAUGCACUUGUAUGACUCUCAUGUAUACCAUUAGAUACAGGUACAAUAGAACCCUUCCUCUCAACAGGAUGCUCAGCCUGGCAUCUCGGUCACAUGGUGAGUAUCGCUGGUAGCAGAUUGAAGAAGCCAAAACUGUCUCAGGCCGAUGGUUACUUGAGUAGAUGAAAAGCACCCAGGACAGCUGCUUACAUGCUUCACCUUCUCAUCAGAGUUUCUAUGCUCAUCACUUCCCCAUGCCUAGGGACUAAUGUAUAUGCAGACAGUUUGGUUACCGUACCUGAGCGAGCCUGAGCUGCAAUCUGCCCCUCAAGCUCUACACGUGUACAAGCGGAACCGCUGACGUCAAGCGACAGGGGGACGUGGCUGCCCCACUUCAACUCUGUACCUUGGCUGCAAC
Molecule: messenger RNA, 1516 nt
Organism: Chaetomium strumarium
Lineage: Eukaryota; Fungi; Ascomycota; Sordariomycetes; Sordariales; Chaetomiaceae
Exons: 3
Coding region: 119-1018 (299 amino acids)
Biological process (GO): protein import into mitochondrial intermembrane space
Cellular component (GO): mitochondrial intermembrane space
Molecular function (GO): protein-disulfide reductase activity
Source: RefSeq, a predicted model, not a curated record